AAGUUUCGCAUAAGAAAGAAAAAACACAUGCUCUGUUCUGCAACCUUCACAAAUUUUCAUUCUCUCACAGCAUGGGCCACUUAUCCAUUACCAUUACUUUAAUCUCUUUCAUUUUCCUAACUCACUACCACCAACUCGUUCACGCCGAGUCACCAACUCAGCCACCAUACUCCUGUGACAUCUCCAACCCACUUACAAAAUCCUAUGCCUUCUGCAAUCUCAAACUUCCCAUCAUUGAAAGAGCCAAAGACAUUGUUUCACGACUCACAUUGGAUGAGAAACUCGCUCAACUCGUUAACACCGCUCCCUCGAUUCCACGACUCGGUAUACCGAGUUAUCAAUGGUGGAGUGAAGCGUUGCACGGUGUUGCUAACGCUGGUAAAGGGAUAAGAUUGAAUGGAACUAUUAAAGCAGCAACUAGUUUUCCUCAAGUUAUUCUCACUGCUGCUUCUUUUGAUUCCAAACUCUGGUAUCAAAUCAGUAAGGUGAUUGGAACUGAAGCGAGAGGAAUAUACAAUGCUGGACAGGCAGAGGGGAUGACAUUUUGGGCACCAAAUAUAAACAUAUUUAGGGACCCAAGAUGGGGAAGAGGUCAAGAGACAGCUGGAGAAGAUCCUUUGGUAAAUGCAAAGUAUGGUGUUUCCUAUGUGAGAGGUCUUCAAGGUGAUUCCUUUAACGGUGGGAAAUUAAUUGGUGGAGAGCGUCUUAAAGCCUCUGCUUGUUGCAAACACUUUACUGCCUAUGAUUUGGAUAAUUGGAACGGUGUCGAUCGUUUUGAUUUUGAUGCUCAUGUUACUUUGCAAGAUUUGGCGGAUACUUACCAACCACCAUUUCAGAGUUGUAUACAGCAAGGUCGAUCUAGUGGAAUAAUGUGUGCUUACAAUCGUGUCAAUGGUGUUCCAAAUUGUGCAGAUUUCCAUCUGUUAACCAACACAGCAAGAGAAAAAUGGAAUUUCAAUGGGUAUAUUACGUCGGAUUGUGAAGCAGUAGCUAUCAUACAUGAGAGGCAAGGUUAUGCAAAAACAGCAGAGGAUGCUGUAGCUGAUGUCCUUCAAGCUGGUAUGGAUGUUGAAUGUGGUGACUACAUAACUAAGCAUGCAAAAUCAGCAGUAUUACAAAAAAAAGUACCUAUAUCACAGAUCAACCGUGCCCUUCACAAUCUGUUCUCCAUUAGAAUAAGACUAGGCUUAUUUGAUGGAAAUCCAACCAAACUCAAAUAUGGAACAAUUGGUCCAAAUCAAGUAUGCUCUAAACAGAACCUACAAAUAGCCUUAGAAGCUGCAAGAAGUGGCAUAGUCCUUUUAAAAAACACUGCCAAACUUCUCCCACUUCCAAAAUCAAACCCUAGUAUAGCAUUGAUAGGUCCUAAUGCCAAUGCUUCAUCACAAGUUUUUUUAGGAAACUAUUUUGGUCGUCCUUGUAAUUUGGUAACUUUAUCACAAGGCUUUGAGAAUUAUGCUAAGAACAUAAUUUAUCACCCUGGAUGUAGUGAUGGAACAAAGUGUCUCUCAGCUGAAAUAGACCAAGCAGUGGAAGUUGCAAAGAAAGUUGAUUAUGUUGUUUUGGUUAUGGGGUUGGAUCAAAGUCAAGAGAGGGAAUCACAUGAUAGAGAUCACUUAGAGUUGCCAGGGAGGCAACAGGAGCUUAUUAAUAGUGUUGCAAAAGCUUCUAGAAGACCUGUUGUUUUGGUGCUGUUGUGUGGUGGUCCUGUUGAUAUAAGUUCAGCUAAGUUUGAUGACAAAAUUGGAGGUAUUUUGUGGGGUGGUUAUCCUGGUGAACUUGGAGGAUUGGCUCUGGCACAGAUUAUCUUUGGUGAUUAUAAUCCAGGGGGAAGAUUACCAAUGACUUGGUACCCAAAAGAUUUCAUCAAAACACCAAUGACAGACAUGAGAAUGAGAGCUGAUCCAUCAUCAGGCUAUCCUGGUAGAACCUACCGUUUCUACAAAGGUCCAACGGUGUAUGAAUUUGGUUAUGGCCUAAGCUACACAAAAUAUUCCUACCACUUCAUUUCUGUCACAAACAACAACCUUCACAUCAAUCAAUCAUCCACUCAUUCGAUCAUCGAAAACUCCAAAACAAUCCGUUACAAACUCGUUUCCGAGUUAAGCGAAGAAACAUGCCAAACCAUGUCUUUUUCUGUCACAUUGGAAGUUACAAAUAAUGGAAGCAUGGUGGGGAAGCAUCCAGUGUUGCUGUUUAUGAAACAAAAGAAAUAUAGAACUGGAAAUCCAAUGAAACAGUUGGUUGGUUUUGAAAGUGUGAAACUAGGAGCUGGUGAUAAAGGUGAAGUUGGAUUUGAAGUAAGGGCUUGUAAGCAUCUUAGUAGAGCUAAUGAGAGUGGUGUUAAGGUGAUUGAAGAAGGUUCUUAUUUGUUGUUUGUUGGAGAGGAAGAGUACCCAAUAAAUAUCACUGUUUGAUGUAUUGAGUUUUUAAUCAAGUAAAGGCUAGAAGCUAUCUAAUUUAAUUGCAAUGUGAAUUUGUUUGUGUAAUGGAAAGCUUGAUUUGAUCAUCUGAUGAAAUAAACAUACAUUUGCAAAAUGUGAUAAUGGAGACAAAAAAUAAUCCUGGUUUGAGUAA
Messenger RNA from Cicer arietinum (chickpea), 2577 nucleotides. RefSeq names its product probable beta-D-xylosidase 7. NCBI's taxonomy places the organism in Eukaryota, Viridiplantae, Streptophyta, Magnoliopsida, Fabales, Fabaceae. The record is from RefSeq and is a predicted model, not a curated record. Gene Ontology annotation, biological process: arabinan catabolic process; xylan catabolic process. Gene Ontology annotation, cellular component: plant-type cell wall. Gene Ontology annotation, molecular function: xylan 1,4-beta-xylosidase activity; alpha-L-arabinofuranosidase activity.